AUGAUCUCUAAUGAAAUUUGUGAAGCAGCAUCAGUUUAUGAUUAUAAUCCACAUUCAUCUUUUGUCGCACCUUUUAUAAAUCCACGAUUGCUAGUCACCGAAACGCCCAAUGACCUUUCAGUAUAUCCAUCAUCUAUCACGCAUUCGAUAUUAGGACAACAACAACGGGAACCAGAUCAAACUAUUGAAGGAUUUGUCGAAUCAAACUCAGCAACAUUAUUGAAACAAAGUCAACUUGCAAUAAUUCCACCGGAAUCACGUCAAGCAAUGUUUACUAGCUUAACGGAAAAUAUUACGCAAAUUACAUCAUCACCAAUUAAAACCGCGUACUCUAGCAAUAAUAAUAAUGCAUCUAUGGAGGAAAAUAAUCAAGGGAUCACACAUACUAAUGAUUUCGCGACGUUGGUUUCUACAAUGUCAUCACAACAGCAUUCUACAAAUUCUGAUAUUUACAAUAGGCCGCAUCGGAAUCGAUUUUUGGAAGAAGAAAACCGACGAGAUGCUAGACGAAGAGAACGUAACCGAUUAGCAGCUCGACGCCAUCGUAAUAAAAAACGGUACAAGAGCGAUCAACUAGAAAAUCAAGUUCAUGAAUUGAUGGUUGAGAAUGAACGACUGAAAGGAUUGGAAGCAGAAGUAGAACGUUUGAGAGGAUUGCUUAAGGAUGUAAAAA
Messenger RNA from Racocetra fulgida, 673 nucleotides. NCBI's taxonomy places the organism in Eukaryota, Fungi, Glomeromycota, Glomeromycetes, Diversisporales, Gigasporaceae. The record is from the annotation of a GenBank genome assembly.